Messenger RNA from Daphnia carinata, 2086 nucleotides. RefSeq names its product protein amalgam-like. The transcript is spliced from 11 exons. NCBI's taxonomy places the organism in Eukaryota, Metazoa, Arthropoda, Branchiopoda, Diplostraca, Daphniidae. The record is from RefSeq and is a predicted model, not a curated record. Gene Ontology annotation, cellular component: neuron projection. The coding region runs from base 265 to 1689 and encodes 474 amino acids.
UUGGAUUGAGCAACUCUAUACUUAAAAACAGGCAAAAAACUUUUUUAUUUUAAUAAUCGUCGUAUACGAACUUUGUUCUCUUUAUUUGAAUUCCUAAACGGUGACAAAACAAUUCUGCAAAGUUUUCGUAUACGUUUCAGUGGCAUUGUGAUUUUUUUUUGAAAAGUUCAUCCCCAAAAAGUGUCACAUGUCAUUACAUUUUUUAAACAAAUCUAUCGAAGUCAACGUGGACUUAAUCGACUAAUUUUCUUUCCAAAGUCUCCAAUGGAUUAUUGGAUGAAAAUUGUGUGCCGUUCGUGCUGGCUAAUUAUUACCGCCGGAUGGCUCUGUCUGGAUGCUACUGCUUCGUCUGUCGAUGACUUCCGGUAUUUCCGCAACGAAGUGCCGACAUUCGCCAAAGAGAUUGAGAAUGCAACGGUGCCCGUGGGUCGCGAAGCGACUCUUUCCUGCGUCAUCUACAACCUCGGCAACUUCAAGGUGGCGUGGGUCCGGGUAGACACGCAAACGAUCCUGACCAUUGACGACGUGGUGAUCACGCGGAGCCAGCGCAUCUCGGUUCGGCACAUGACGGACGCCAGCAUCGACCAUCCUCAUUACCUGCAUCAUCCUCAUCAGCAGCAUCCACACAAUCAUCAUCAAAAGAACAAAAGUCUCUUGUUGCAAUCGCCUCCAGCCGCGGAGGGAUCCACCGUGCAGCCAGAGACGCAUAGAAGACCAUCCAGCGGGAGCAUCCACAAGACUUGGCAGUUAAUUAUCCGUGACGUGCAGUCAUCCGACGCCGGACUAUAUAUGUGCCAGCUGAACACGGAACCCAUGACCAGCCAUACGGCCUACCUCAGUGUGACAGUUCCGCCCGAUAUCGUCGACAGCGAAAGCAGCGGUGACGUCAUGGUGACCGAAGGUCAAAACACGACGCUUCGUUGCAGCGCUACCGGUCACCCAUUGCCCGUCAUCACUUGGCGUCGCGAAGACGGCCGGCCCAUUCAAAAUCACGCGUUAACUGUGGAAGGAUCGGUACUCCACUUGACCCGUAUUCCCCGCCAACAUAUCGGCGCGUACCUUUGCAUCGCUUCGAACGGAGUACCUCCCAGUGUGUCCAAAAGAUUUAUGCUACGAGUCCAAUUUCCACCGAGUGUAACGGCCACCAAUCAACUGGUCGGAGCCCGGCAAGGCGACAACAACAUCACAUUAGAGUGCCAUUGCGAGUCAUUCCCAAAGCCGGUCGUCUAUUGGCUCCGCCACGGCACCGGAGACGUCGUAGUCAGCGGUGUCAAACAUCGCGAGGAAAAGCGAGAAACGAACCACUACAAGGUCUCAAUGCAGCUCGUUUUUCUACAUCUGGAACGUGAAGAUUUUAUGGCUUAUCAGUGCGUUUGUCGUAAUACCCUGGGCAUUGCUGAUUCCGUUGUCCGACUUUACCAAAUCCAUCCGGUGGCUGACGAUGGCAACGAAAUUUAUUCAGAAGCUGACCAGCAAGAUGGACUUGGCGGAGGAAAAGAGCAACUUAGCAGCACCUGGGAUGCAGAGAAAUCCAAGGAAGAGUCGUCAACUAAACGAUUAGCAGUCAAUAAACAUGCGUCAGCCAAGACCCAAUUGGUCGUCGGUGGGCGGUCCAGCUCAGCUGUCGACAUUUCUUCUUGGUUUCUUUCGGUAGUUUGCAUACUAGUCUCAAUGACAAAGACGAGAUAGUGUUUUUUUAUGCUAAUGAUUUGACUUCGUUAAACUUUAUUAUUUUAAAUCGUCUAUUUUAACUCUGCCCUUUUGUUGAUAUACAGAUUCAUAUACUGGAUUAUUAUUAAUUUUAGUGGAAAAUGAUAAUGUGCUUUCAAUGUUUCUUUUUUUUUUUAAGUUUUGUUGUCUGUAAUAAUUAAUAAUAAGAAAAAAACGAGAUAUAUUUAACAGGCAAAUGGUACAGCACAAAGGCCGUUGGAUCCUUAUGGAUCGUCUGCCGCUGUAAUAAUAAAUAUCAAUAUACACAAACAAAAGAAGAAAAAAAGUUUCCCUUGUUUGUGCAUGUGUGUUUUUAUGAAAAAAAAAAGAGAAAAACAAAAAACAAAAAUAGAUCUAAUACAAGUGUGUAAAGCGA